Molecule: messenger RNA, 5100 nt
Organism: Lucilia sericata (common green bottle fly)
Lineage: Eukaryota; Metazoa; Arthropoda; Insecta; Diptera; Calliphoridae
Product: E3 SUMO-protein ligase ZBED1-like
Exons: 2
Coding region: 1425-3002 (525 amino acids)
Molecular function (GO): protein dimerization activity; DNA binding
Source: RefSeq, a predicted model, not a curated record
ACUGCAGAUUUUCGUAAUGAUCGCCCCUUAUUUGACCCUAGCCCCCAUACAAAUCCCCUUUCAAAAAAUGUCUUAAACGUCUAAAAUUGUGUAAUGUGUUCCCUACAAACAUUUAGAAGGUAUCGUCCAUAAAAGAUAUAAAAGCAAUAACUUCGUUUUAUCAUUUGGAUGAAAAUCAUCAAAGCAAUAUUUGUGUAAUAUCGAAUUUUUAUUUAUUUAAACGAAAAUUCAGCAAUAAACAAAAAAGUGUAUUGUAUCGCUAGAUUAUCAUACGGAAGCUAUAUAACUUCAAAAUUUUUAUUAAAAUUAUAAAUGUUGAAAAUUUUUUUUCAAAUGUUUAUUAUAAUAAUCUUUAAACUAAUCAAGAAAUUCAUGUGGUGGACAUUUAUGCAUUGUAAAGUAAGUUUAUGUUUGUAUUAUUUUACAAUAAAAAAUUGGACAUAACUUCUUAAUUUUCAGUCCUUGAAAUUUUGAGGUACAUUUCCAGCGGUUUGAUUAAAUCUUUGGGCAAUAUAAUGUGUUUGCUGAAGAAUAUUGCUCGGGAAUGCAGAAAUAAUUUCAAUAAUAUAAAUAAAAUAGUGUAGUUUUUAAAUGUUUAAUAAAAAUGCAUUUUUAUAUAAAAAAUUCAAUUUAUCUUCUUUAUGAACAACUAAAGAUAAUCUAGCAAUAUCCCUUAUUUAUCCUUAAUAAGAUCAUCUGAAGAUAUCUUCUUAUUUUCACCCUGCUGGUUAUCUAGCAAUAUCUCUUUUUUGUCUACUAAUACUCCUAUUGCUAAGGAGUAUCGCCCUAGCCACACAAACUCUCCCGAAGAGAGUAUCUUCCGCAAUACGAAUAUGAUUGUUGCCACAAUCAAUUUUUUCUUCUAAGCAAUACGAAUUCGUAUCAUAUUCGUAUCUUCUUGCUUGUAGGGUUAACAUUUAAUAGAAAAAAUAUUAUAUUUAUAUUAAGUACCAAUUAUACCAAAUGGUUGAUAUUUUCAGAUUUCUUACAUAAAUUACACUAUGCAACAAAUUGAGGGUCAUGUAGAGCUGUGCGAUGUUAAUCGAUGCAUCGUAAACAUCGAUGUUUUGGUUUCGAUACAUCGUUUAAAUGUCGAUGUAUCGUAUCAUACGAUGUUAAUCGAUACAUCGAUGUUUUUUAUUCGAUGUAUCGAAAAGCAGAAUUUUAAAUUUACGCAUCCGGCAGCUUUUGUUUAAGUAGAUGAUUGCAACUCAUUUAAAGUAUUGACAAUGUUUUUAAACAAAAACCCUUCAAGAAUGACUUAAUUUGUUUUAAAAUCGCUUGAAGUAACAACACAGAAAAAAUAUACGUUAUAUUCAUAAACCAUCAUCGAAGCAACAGCGUAUGCAAAAAAAAAUCUAAAGUAUAUUUGUAUAGAGAACAAAAUUUUCGUUUUUAUGGUAUAAAUCAGCAAUGUUGUAAUAAUGGCACCGUCAACGUCGAGCUUGGUUUGGAAAUACUUUGAAAAAAAUGGCAAUAAAUCUGCAAAGUGUAAGCUGUGUGAAAAAAAUAUAAGAACCGCUGGUAAUACUUCUAACUUGAUGGGCCAUAUUAAACACAUUCACAAGGCUACAUUUUUGGAAAUGGCUGAAAUAAAAAAUUCUGGAACGCAAAAAUUAAUAAAUACAAAUUUUGUGAGAGUGUUAGGCGAAAAUACACCAGUUGUUUCCGAUUCAUGUGUGCCGUCUACAAGUAGUUCACAUAGUGUACAACCUGUAUCAUGUAUUGAGGUAAAUGAUGACACAACUACUGAAUUAGUACCUUUAAAGCGUCAGAGGUCUAUACAAACAAGUUUUGAAGAUAUUGCUUCUUAUUCCGAUGGUGACAAGGCAAAAAAAAUUAACAACGCUAUUGUAUAUAUGAUUUGUAAAGAUUAUCACGCGUUCUCACUGGUAGAGAAUGAAGGUUUUAAACAUCUAAUAAAAGUGCUAUCGCCGCAUUUUAAAGUUCCAUGUAGAGGUACUGUGACACGUUGGGUCUAUAACAAUAUUUGGAAAAAGAAGCACAUACCGUGCUUUGCGCACUCACUAAAUUUAGCGCAAAAAGUACUAAAUAUCUCAGAGUUGCAGGCAUUAGUAACUAAAAUAAAAAAUAUUGUCACUUUCUUUAAACAAAGUUGCGUAGCAAGUGACGAAUUAAGAAAAACGACAAAAGCUGAUGCAAAACUUAUCCAAGAUGUACCUUCUCGUUGGAAUAGCACGUUCUAUAUGAUCGAAAGGUUUCUAGAACUUCGAAAUGCCGUAAGUGAUAUAUUACUUCGACACAAAACUGCCCCACCAAUGUUGACAGGUAUGGAAUUAUCCACAUCCUCAAAACUACUUAACAUAUUACGGCCUUUUGAGGCAGCUACAAAAGAAAUAUCCGGUGAUACAUAUUGCAAUAGCAGCAAAGUUAUUCCGCUAGUUCACUGUAUGGUAUCGAAACUAAAAGCUCUUGAAAUUGAAGAACCCUUGUUAAAUGAAGUACAUAAAAUGGCUCUUAUUGAAAUCAACAAGCGAAUGGGUGAUAUCGAACAUGUAUCACUUCUGGCUAUUGCCACAUUAUUGGAUCCACGGUUUAAAAAAAUACAUUUUGAAGAUCCACUUGCAUGUUCGAAAGCCGUUGGGAAAAUCCAAGAAAUGAUAAGAGAUAUGGCAGACGAAAAGUCUGGGGAUGGCGACUCCGAUAUUUCAGACAAUCCGAUAGACGAAUUUAGUCUCUGGAGUGAUCACCACAAAUUAGUUCAUAGAAAUUGGAAAACAAAUAGGACUGAAGGGAACUUUUCUGAUGAACUCUCAGUUUAUUUGCGAAGUCCGGUAAGUCGGUUUGAUGAAAAUCCUCUAGAAGUGUGGGCCGACUACAAAAUUCAAUUCCCCAGUUUGUACAAUAUAGCAUACAAAUAUUUAACAAUGGUUGCCAGUUCCGUGCCAUCUGAAAGGCUAUUCUCAAAGGCUUCAUUAGUGUUGUCCCAAAAAAGAAGCAGUUUGCAGGCAGAGAGGGUGAACAAAAUAUUGUUUUUGUAAAGCUUAAAUAAAAAGUAUUGAGACAUUUAGUAAAACAAAUUUCCUAAUCUUUGAAAAAUUUUAAAUUCUACUUUUAUUUAAUAUUAUUUUUAUUUGACAUUCGUCUACAAAUUCAUUUAUAAACAUUUUAGUUCAAUCAGAAUUUAUAUUUUUUUACAUGUAAUAAUAUAACAAUAAUAAGCCCUAAUUUUGUAAAUCACGUCACCAAAGUGAUAUUUAUAUGGAUAGAAAAAACAAAAUUUCAAACAUUAUAAAUUUUUUGUUUGUUUUUCAUACAAAAAUUUCAAAUUAUGAAAAGCAAUGUCCGAAUUUUGGUGCGGUUGUUCAGUUCAGAAUUUGCAUAUACAUAUAUUUAAAAUUUUGUUUUUUCUAUCCAUAUACAUAAAUAUAACUUGGUGUCAUGUUUUACACAAUUAGGACCUUAAUAAUGUAAUAACAUUGAAUUUAAUGAAAAAAAUGCCUCAUAAAAUAAACAACUUAUAUUCAAUAUGUUAAAAUAAUUUGACUUUUAUUAAAUUAAUUUUGUUUAGUUCCAGUUAGAAUAAAUACGAUGCAUCGCAAACAUCGAUGUUUUUUUAAUUGAUGCAUCGAAUAACAUCGAUGUGAAUUAAUGAUGAAUCGAAUGGCAAAAAACAUCGAUGUUUUUUUACAUGGACAGCUCUAGGGUCAUGGUCUGGAGGGUGAAAAAUUCCCAUUAUAACUUAAAGUACUACGUUGGAGUAUUAAAGCCCCCAAACCGUUCGGCGUUGGUAGGUCAAACUUUUAUGUUAUCGGUCAUUGAAAGUUGUGCUUUUUAACACUAAGUUUAUUAAAACAUUACAAAUACUUUCAGAAUUCACUUCAAAAAUAUAUGUUUUGUUUAGCUCUGCAGAGUAACUUUGCAAGGAAUAUAUCUUGCAGAUUUCGGACCACAAAUAUUGAUUUUUAAUGGGUCAUUCUAGUUAAUUUUUUAAACACUUGUUAUGCAAUGAUAUAAAUGUUUAUUGGAGUAGGGCGACAGUGGUAUCAUUUAAAAGGUCUUUCGAAAGCGCAUUAGUAAAUGUAAAAAUCUCCAAUAUUCAUAACGCAGCUUCCGUAAAAUUAUAAAAUAUUAAAAAAAAUAUUAAAUUUUUUCGAACAGUAUACGGAUUAUUUUGACAAAUUAGUCAAAUUUUAUUUAAUUUCUAUGUGAUUAAACGAAUCUUGUAUUUUAUUAUUUUUUAUAUUCGCGUUUUUGUCUAUUCUUUUAGUCUCAAAAUUUAUAUCAAAAAUAUUUAAUAUAGGUAUCAAACUUACAUUUGUCAUUGACAUUUCUAAAACGUGCAAUUACUUUCAAAUUAAAAUAUUUUCCCCCACAUUUUUAUACCAAAUGUGCAAAAAAUCAAAAGCUUUAUUUUUUUUUUAAAUAUUAUAGUUUAAAGUUUUCAAAAAAAAAAAAAAAACAUGUUUUAUGUAUUUAAAUAUAUUCAAACAGUGCAUUUCGCAGAAAAAUUUUUAAUUUGGCCAUUUAAUUAGCCGUUUAAAUACCAUUUUUUCGAUUUUCCAAAAAAAAAAAAUAUGCUUUUAUUCGGAAACCGCGAAAAUUUUGAAAUGGAUGUUCUUGAUUUACAUAUUAUUCAAUUGCACUUCGAAGGAGCUUUCAUAUGAUACCCCAUUCGUUAAUUGUUUUUAUUAAUUAAAGUUAAAAAUCCCGUUAACCUACUAUGUACUUUCAAUUAGCGAUAGCGUAAAAGUUUGACCUAGCAGCGAAAAAUGCUUCGGGGGGUUGAAUACGCUAAUGGCAUACUUUCAUUUUGUGAACGAAUUAGGUUAAAGGGAGAAAAACUGCGUUAAUAUUUUGAAUUAAUUAUGUAAAAAAUCUAAAAAUACCAAGCAUCUCGUUAACAAAUACACCACUAUAGUGGGGAGGGUAUUAUACGUUAGUGCUGAUGUUUGUAACGCACAAAAAUAUUGGCCCUACACCCACCUUAAAGUAUACCGAUCGACUCAGAAUUACUUUCGUCGAUUAAGCCAUGUCCGCCCGUCGGUCUGUCUGGCUGGCUAUCCACGUAAACCUUGUGCGCAAGGUACAGGUCGCAAUUCAAGAUAUUUUGAUAAAAUUUGGACCAUACGUGUUUUU